This is a messenger RNA of Clavispora lusitaniae ATCC 42720, 813 nucleotides long. RefSeq lists its product as uncharacterized. The record is from RefSeq and is a predicted model, not a curated record. NCBI's taxonomy places the organism in Eukaryota, Fungi, Ascomycota, Pichiomycetes, Serinales, Metschnikowiaceae.
AUGGUUGAUUAUAACGUGAAUGGAAAAGUUGCUGUGGUGACAGGCGGAACGAGAGGCUUGGGUCUUUACACAGCUGAGGCAUACGUUCUCAACGGAGCGAAAACGGUGGUGAUCACUUCUAGAAAGCAAAAGGCGUGUGAUGAGGCAAAGGCUUACUUGGAGAAAGUGGCCAAAGACAAUUCAAGCAACACACAAGUCAUUGCAAUUCCAGCUGAUUUGGCCGAUGAAGGCCAAUGCGAGAAGUUCUUCACUCAAGUGUCAGAGAAGGUUGACAAGGUGAAUAUCUUAGUGGCCAAUGCCGGUGCUUCGUGGGGUGCCCCAUUAGAAGAUCAUCCUGUUUCUGCCGUGAAGAAAAUUUUGAACUUGAAUGUCGUUGCUGUAUUCCACACCAUAAAAUUGUUUACUCCUUUACUUGAGGCCGCUGGUACAGACGAAGAUCCUUCGAGAAUCUUGAUCAUGUCUUCUGUGGCAUCUCUUGUGGCUAGUGACCCUGUCGGAGUGUAUGGCUAUUUAGCUUCCAAGGCUGGGGUAUCCCAUAUGGGAAAGAAUUUGGCCUUACAAUUGGGCCCACGCAAUAUCACUGUCAAUUCUUUGGCGCCAGGAUUCUUUCCUACCAGAAUGUCGCAGGGGGUUUUAGACAUGGCUGGAGAUGUGAUGGCCGAACAGAACCCAAGGAAACGGCUUGGCAAGAAGGAGGACUUGAUGAAUGCCGUUUUGUUUUUGAGUGCGAAACAGUCUAACUACUUGAACGGUAUAGUUUUGCCUGUGGAUGGCGGGCUGUAUAUCUCAGGUUCAUUCACACCAAAGUUGUAA